AUGUCAAGCCAAGAUUAUUACGGAGGAGGCGGCGGCGGUAACCAAGGCGGGUACCCAAAUCAACCAAAUUACAACCAGCAAGGCCAAAAUCAGCAAUAUCCUCCUCAGCCCAACUACGCCCAGCAAGGCCACAAUCAGCAGUAUCCUCCUCAGCAGCAAGGCGGAUAUCAACAACCACCUCAACAGCACGGUGGUUACCCACCACAACACCAGGGCCAGCAGCAAUACCCACCGCAGCCCAGCUAUGGCGGACCCUCCCCUUCGCACUCCCCAGCUCCUUACGGCCAACACGGAGGCCCACCACAGUAUGGCGAUAACCGCGCCCCUGGCGGCCCUGGUGGAUAUAACAACCAGCAAGGCGAAGUUGGUCCCGACGGCGAGCGAGGUCUCGGCUCUACCCUCAUCGGCGGCGCAGGAGGCGCAUUCGUCGGCCACAAGGCUGGCGGAGGUACUCUAGGCACGAUCAUCGGCAGCGUGGUUGGCGCUAUCGGAGCCAACGCUUUGGACAGCAGGUACGACAAACACAAGGAGGAGAAGAAGGAGAAGAAACAUGGAUCGCACGGCAGUCAUGGCGGGAGCAGCUAUGGCGGUCAAAGUAGUUAUGGCGGUGGAAGCAAUUAUGGUGGUGGAAGCAACUAUGGAGGGAGCAGUGCUGCUAUGGGCGGACUGUACCCAAGGAAGGAGAAAAAGAAGCACCGGUCAAGGAGCCGCGGUGGCCGUAGUAGCAGUAGCAGCUCGAGCGAUUAG
Molecule: messenger RNA, 747 nt
Organism: Venustampulla echinocandica
Lineage: Eukaryota; Fungi; Ascomycota; Leotiomycetes; Helotiales; Pleuroascaceae
Exons: 1
Coding region: 1-747 (248 amino acids)
Source: RefSeq, a predicted model, not a curated record